AUUGUGGGAUAGCAUCAGGAGGUCAGCAGCGUUCCGUGUUGUACAAAAAUAAUUUUCCGUUGGAUAUUAACUCAUUUUAAAGGAUAUCAACAAUGCGAGGAGAUGAAACGGAUUCGGAGUCCGUUAAAUCAGACGAUGGCUCGAUUCGCAGGAGCCUCGAAGCGCUUUGUCAAGAGCUGAACAUGGACGAAGAGACGGCGACAGAAGCGCUUCAGAACUUCAACUCCAUCUGGAACACAUACACACUAGAGGGUGAUGUUGUACACUGGCUAGUGUGUUCUCUGUAUGCUGCCUGUAGGAAGAGCUCCACGCCCACUGUGGGGCGUGGCGUGAUGGAGGGCAACUGUGUUUCCCUUACAAGGAUACUGCGCUCCUCUAAACUCAGUUUGAUCCAGUUCUUCAGCAAGAUGAAGAAAUGGUCGGACAUGUCAAAUCUCUCACAGGACUUCCGCAACCGCAUAGGUGGACUAGAGCGCAACUUUGAAGUGUCCACAGUGAUUUUUCGUAAAUUUGAGCCGAUAUUUCUGGACAUGUUUCAGAAUCCUCAGGGUGAACCUCCGCGCCUGCCUAGAAGCCGUAAACACCGACGUCUUCCAUGCCACAUCAGUGAUGUCUUCAAGUUCUGUUGGACUCUCUUUGUGUAUACAAAAGGUAAUUUCAGUAUGAUUGGAGAUGACCUGGUCAAUUCUUAUCAUCUCCUGCUCUGCUGUCUGGACUUGGUGUUUUGCAACGCUCUCAUGUGCUCCAAUUGGAAAGAUCUCAUCAAUCUACACUUCAGAGGUCUGCCCAAGGACACAGAAAACCUGAAAGAGAUGCCAUGCGUGAUUGACAGGUUGUGUGAACUGCAUGAUGGGCUGGUGGUGGAGGCUAAAGGCAUAAAGGAGCACUACUUCAAACCCUACUUAAAGAGCCUGUUUGAGAAAAGAAUACUAAAAGGUGACACUGAGGCUCUGACUGAAUUGCUUGACCCCCCAAACUUCCAAGACAACAAUAAAGCCAUAAAUCGUGAGUAUGAGGAGUAUGUUUUGACUGUGGGUGAUUUUGACGAGCGAGUGUUUUUGGGUCCUGAUGCGGAUGAGGAGAUCGGCACACCACGCAAAUCCACUGCCGAACCUCCGGCGGGUCAACUUUCCGCUCGCAUGCAGGUGGAGAACAACCUUCAGCAACACUUUGAGAAGAUGCGCUCCCUUGCUCCCUCUACGCCUCUAACGGGUCGUCGGUAUUUGAAGGAGAAGGAGGUGUUGGUCACCCCUGUUUCUUCAGCCACUCAAAGUGUGAGCAGACUGCAGAGUAUGGUGUCUGGACUCCGCAACGCACCCAGUGAUGCUCUGCUACAGAUCUUUAAUUCCUGCUCUCGGAACCCCACUGAAGCCAUUCUAAAGCGAGUGAAGACCCUGGGAGAGAGGUUUAAAGAGGCCUACACCAAACCAUCAGAAGACCUACCAGGAGCACACAUUGAUUUUGCAGAGAAUCGUCUGAAGCUGGCUCAGAUCUUGUACUUUAAAAUCCUGGAGAACAUCAUGACACAAGAGAUGAAGAGACAACAGGGCAAAGACAUGGCAGUCCUGUUGGAGCAAGAGGUGUUGCAUUGCUCUCUGCUGGCGUGCUGUCUGGAGGUGGUACUGUUUGCUUACAGCUCUCAAAGAACCUUCCCCUGGAUACUAGAAAUCUUCCAUAUCCCACCUUUCUACUUUUACAAGGUGAUUGAGGUGUUUAUCCGCUCUGAGGAAAGUUUGUCCAGAGACAUGGUGAAACAUCUGAACAGUAUAGAGGAGCAGGUGCUGGAGAGCAAAGCCUGGAGUCAAGACUCUGCCCUGUGGAGCUCUCUCAACAACGCCAACAAUAAAGUCCCCACUGUAGAAGAGGUGAAUUUUCCCAGUAGUUUUGACACGGGCAACAGUACAGGGGGUCCCACUCACCUCCCUUUGGUGGCUUUGUCCCCCAUUAUCCACCCUCGCAUCAGAGAGGUCCGCACUGGCCUGGGCUCCAGCGCACGCAAAGACGUCCCUCAGUCUCCCAUCUCUCUUCACGAUCGCUACAGCUCUCCUGCCGCUGGCAGUGCUAAGAGACGCUUAUUUGGUGACGACCCUCCACCUCCGUCCCCAAUGAAGAGAAUUUCAGUAACCCCCAUCAAAAUAAUUCCCAGUUCCACAGAAAACCAAAACACCACCGGUACAGCGACUGUCUUCUCCAUGGCAACUGGAAACGGCCAACAGCUGACCAUUCCUCUGCCAGUGGUAAAGAAUGAGAUGGGCAGCUUCACUGUCAUUCAGCUGCAGGCCAAUGAGAUGAACCCCCUCACUGCUCAAUUGUUACUGACCGCCUCCCCAAGCCGAAACAUAGCUCCACCCACCGGCCCAGAGACACACCCACCCGUCAACAAACCCCGCCGCACUGGAUCACUAGCACUCUUCUUCAGGAAGGUGUAUCAUUUAGCCAGUGUGCGUCUGCGAGAUCUGUGUCUGAAGCUGGACAUCUCAGCAGAGCUGCGGGGGAAGAUCUGGACAUGUUUUGAACACUCUGUACUGCACUGCACUGACCUGAUGAAGGACAGACAUCUGGACCAACUGCUGCUCUGUGCCGUCUACAUUAUAGCAAAGAUCACAAAGGAAGAGCACACUUUUCAAGACAUUAUGAAAUGCUACCGAACUCAACCUCAGGCCAACAGCCAUGUGUACCGUAGUGUUUUACUGAAACGGCGUCCCAGAGAGCAACAGACAGAUGAGAACAUGGAAGUGGAUCCACCAGCAGACCAGUCCAACGAGAGGACAGAAUCAGCUGGAAGAACAGAUGCAGACAGUGAAUCAGAAGAAAGAGGAGACCUCAUCCAGUUCUACAACUCUGUCUACGUUUUAAAGAUGAAAUCUUUCGCUCUCAGAUAUGCGCAUUCAACACUCGACAGCAAGAUGGAGGCUCCUCCAUUAUCUCCGUUCCCCACGAUCCGUGCUCAGCCUUUGUCUCCUCGUCGUGUGUCUCAGAAACACUCCAUCUUUGUCUCUCCUCGUAAGAAUGGCUGCAGUCUCACUCCCAGUGCUUCCUACACGUACAAGUUCACUAGCAGCCCUUCCAAGGAGCUGAGUGACAUUAAUCAGAUGAUCCGUCAGGGUGGCGUGAGUAAGAAGAGAGCAUUCACCAUGGAGGGAGACGAGACUGAGUCUCCAUCUAAAUGCCUCCGUCAAGAGAACGACGACGUGCUGCUCAAGCGCCUCCAGGAUGUCGUUAGCGAGAGAGCGAGUCUCUGAUCCGUGACAUGGCAAUCUCUGAUUGGUCAAGAAGCCAAAGAGUCCGAUGCAAGCCAGUCAAAGCAACAGGCUCUAUUUAAUCUCAUCACAGACCAAUUAUGAAGCCAAAAACUUCCUUUGCUUUCCUAUGUGCUCAGGUAACUCCAGGAUGUAAAGAGAGAUGCUGGUCUCUGAUUGGUCACAUAUGUGCAAAACAGCUCUGUCCAGUCAUAACACAGAACAAUAACAAAGCCAAAAACCCUCUUUUAUCAUCAAAGACCAGUAACAUGCAGCUCAUGUAUCAUGAUUGAUUUAUAAAUACCAACCCCAUGUGGGGUUUACUAUACCAGGUUUUCUGAAGAUCAAGUGUCAUUGUAAGUAAACUUGUUUAUUUGAAAUAUCAUGUAUUAUCAUGAUAUGAAAUGUACUUUUAUGUAAUUAUUUGUAUCUUUAAUACAGAGAUAUUAUUUAGCCAUAAGCUUCCUCAAUCAAAAGAGCCAUCACUACUGUUGUAUCGCAGCAGAGUUGGCAUCUCAUGCAUGAAUGGAAAAAUGGAUCUAACAUUUUAUAUACUGCUAUAGGAACAUGUGAAAAGAGACUAAUUUAAUAAUUUGGUAUAUUUGUGCUUGGAAGGGUUUUAUUUCAUUUUUAAACAUUAUAUUUUAGAAAUUAAGUUCUGGAGUUGACUGGGCUUAUCGAAGCUCUUGAAUUUUUCGAUGUUUUUGGUGAAAGGUGUUUCUAAAAUACAUUUUGCAACUAUACUGUAAAUACUGUAUAUGCAGCUCUAUAUUCACAUGUGUAGUAUCUACACCUCUCAUUUUUAAUUUUGGAUUUCUUUUUUUUUUUAAUGUUUGUUUUCUAGAAACAAAUUAAAAUGUUUUUCCCCCUCACAUAUCCUGUUUUUGGAAACGUUUACCUCCAUUUAUAUUGUAAUUUAAAGAUGAUGGAAAAUUCACCAAAUUGUACAAUGAAAGAGGUAUAUGUUGUAAAAUUACUUGUUUAAAUUUGUUCAACACUGUUUGGUUAACAGUGAUGCUAUUAUAAUUGGAUGAUUUUAAUUAUGUUCAUGUUUUCUGAUUAAAUGAAAGUUCAAAGUGGAUCGGUCACAUGCUUAAUGGAGUGGCAGUGCUUUAUUUCCUCCUAGCUAAACUAGUCAUUAGCUAGCAUGUGUCCAACAUAUUCUGAUUAUUCAGUUGGUGUGUUGUAUUUUACUCAGUCAGUGCUAAGGCAUGUACAUGUUAAUAAAAACAAUUGUUUUAUCAAUUGUUUUCCCAACUUUUUACAUCAGAAAUAAAUGAAUUCAGUUCAACUCAAUUCAAUUCAACUCACUAAAGUCUACCCAAAUAAAUGCAGAACUUGACUCUUUAGAAGAACAUAAGGCUGUUGAUUGUACUGGAAACGCUUCAGCAGGUUAUGGGCUUGUUUCUUCAGGCCUGAUCUAUAAAUGGAAAAUGUUCAGCAGUGUUUCUACUCUUCCUAAGAGUUUGCGUCCUGCAAAGAUGACUGCAAGAGCACAGUGCGUGGAGAAAAUCCAUCCAGUCUUCAUUUUCUAUUUAUGUAUUUUUAUUUCAGAAGUCUUACAUUUAUAGUUGUUAUACUUGUGAAGAUAAAUGAUGAAAUGCAGCAUUAGGUACAAACAAGCACUUUUACAAAUUAAUUCCGAGACCCCGGCAUUGAUGUUUUUGUGUUUAUUUAUUUAAUCUAACCGGCAAUUAUAAACAUCAAAUGUGAUUGUUAUUGGAUGCAUGUAUUUCCAAUGUGUAUUAUAUAGACAACUAGCAACACCAGCAGCUGAUUUUUAUUGUAGUUUUAGUGUCAAUGACGAUUCCAAAAUACCGUACAAAUGCAAAUGUUCUCAUA
Messenger RNA from Myxocyprinus asiaticus (Chinese sucker), 5081 nucleotides. RefSeq names its product retinoblastoma-like protein 1. Gene Ontology annotation, biological process: negative regulation of G1/S transition of mitotic cell cycle; regulation of transcription by RNA polymerase II; cell differentiation. The coding region runs from base 93 to 3242 and encodes 1049 amino acids. Gene Ontology annotation, cellular component: chromatin; nucleus; transcription regulator complex. Gene Ontology annotation, molecular function: RNA polymerase II transcription regulatory region sequence-specific DNA binding. NCBI's taxonomy places the organism in Eukaryota, Metazoa, Chordata, Actinopteri, Cypriniformes, Catostomidae. The transcript has 22 exons. The record is from RefSeq and is a predicted model, not a curated record.